AUGGCCGACCAACAGAACAUAUCUCAGAUCCUAGCAGCCCUAGCUGCCGCGCAGCCUGGCGGUUUAGCUGCCCCGGCCACGUUCGCAGGCUCGAAUCCGAGCUCAGCACCGCUCGUAAACCAAACGGGCUUCUCCCUUCCGCCUCCUGAUAGCACCGGAAGUGUCGAUAUUAGCGGUGUCAAACCGGUCAACACUGGAUCCGUCAGCAUCGCAGAUGCGAUUGCCAAAGCUCGCGGUAUCGCAGCGGAGAAAGGCAUUGCGUACGGUUCAAAUCACGAUCAAAGAGGCGCGGACCCUCGACGUGACUCCCGAUCGUAUCAUCGCUCGCGCUCGCCUUCGAGAACACCGCCACGCGCUACGCGCGAUGUUUUCCGAGACAACUACAAUCCUUACCGUGAUGAACGUCGCGGAGAUAGGCGUGGGAAUGAUCGCGCUUACGUCAGAGAGCGAUCCUUUUCUCCUCGUCCUGCGGGCCGGGCAACGGACGCGUAUCCCGCCCAGCCAAGCAGACCUCAUCGGGGCGCAAGUGAUAGGUCGCCUCCCAGUAGAAGGGGGGGUGGGAUGGAUGACAGUACCGAAACGAUAAAUAUAGAUUCAAAGCUUGUCGGAUUGAUCAUUGGUCGACAAGGAGAUAAUCUUCGAAGAAUUGAGUCCGACACCGGAACGCGGAUACAGUUUUUGGAUAGCCCCGAAUCAAAUGUUAAUAUCAGACCUUGCAGGAUUUCCGGAACUAGAGCCGCGCGGAGCGAUGCGAAGGCGGAAAUAUUUCGUAUGAUCAGCGAGAAUAAUGCUGCGCGAGGUGCAAUGGCUUCUGCAGAUCGCUUUGCGUCUCGCGGCCCGCACGAACCACCUGGGAGGCAACCUGGGUAUGGAGAAGAUGAGAACUCCUCAACGCAGAUGAUGGUCCCCGAUCGGACUGUAGGUCUGAUCAUUGGCCGCGGCGGUGAGACGAUAAAGGAUCUUCAGGAUCGCAGUGGAUGCCACGUGAUUAUUGCGCCUGAAGAUAAAAGCCUUAAUGGUCUUCGGCCAGUCAAUUUGAACGGAGCCCCAAGGGCCAUUCAACGGGCGAAGGAUCUUAUAUUAGAAGUAGUGGAAACCGACUCACGACAGGGCGGUGCCCCACCACAACGCGAGCCACGAGGAUAUGCGCCUGAAAGAGAUACAGGAGCUCCAGCCCCUGAGCGAGGCGAUGACAGCAUUUUCAUCCCCAAAGAAUCUGUUGGAAUGAUCAUUGGAAAAGGCGGCGAUACCAUUAAAGAACUGCAGAAUAUUACUGGUUGCAAAGUCAAUAUACUACCGGCUGUUGGCCGGGAGGUUGACAGAGAAGUUGUAAUGAUAGGGUCCAAGCAAGCCAUUGAACAGAUGAAGAAGAGCAUCUUGGAGAAGGUCGAUACUUUUAAAUCACGAUCCCAAGCUAGACGCGAUGAUGGAUAUAGUGAGCGAUAUUCGCAGCCCCAACUCCGGAGUUACCCUCAGGAUCAGGCCAAGUCAUCACAGCCCUCUCAAGCGUCGGCUCCGGCGGCGGGAGGCGAUAGCGCCGAUCCUUACGCAAUGUACGGCGGCUACGAGAAUUACGUUGCAAUGUGGUAUGCGGCAAUGGCUCAACAACAGCAGCAACAACAGCAGCCAUAUCAGCAGCAGUCUCCUUCCGAUCCCAAGCCGCCAGGAGUUCCCUAAUCGGUGUGAAUAGUGCGAAACGACAAGAUGUACCUGCUUCAACGUCAAUUUCUUUAUUCUUAACCCAUCGAUUACUUAUUUUCGCAGUGCGCGACGCAUUAAUAAAAGUCUAGCAUUCCGCAGUCGGUCAAGCCCCCUAUUCGGGCGUGAUUCCGAUAAAACCUCAGCCUUUUUCUUCCAAAAUCAGUCUUGCAUCCUUUUCCUCCUUUUCUCUAUCCUUUCAUUCCUGAUCGGUAUGAUUGAGCUUGCCGGCGUUAAACGGGUUUUGAUGACUUGUGUGGAGUGUGCAGGCGAUUUGCAUUGAUUCACCAGUGUAUUUUAGUAUGUCUGUUGGGUUUGAUAUUCAUCCCCGCGGGGAGGGCGCGCUGGAAAGGAAUAGGGGAUGUGGCCAAUUUUUUUUUUCCUUCGAAAUUGCAUUCUGAAUGUAUGAUGGCUUGAAAUGUGACGAUUAAUUUGCAUGAGGGAAUGCAGCCUCUGUGGCCGUCCAGAAAUCAGCGACGAGUAAAAAGCAGUAUGAUUUGACCUAGCUUCUUGCGUGAUAUCCUAGCCUUUGAUAUAUGAAUGUGUUGGCUUUAUUG
Molecule: messenger RNA, 2255 nt
Organism: Coccidioides immitis RS
Lineage: Eukaryota; Fungi; Ascomycota; Eurotiomycetes; Onygenales; Onygenaceae
Product: far upstream element-binding protein
Exons: 5
Coding region: 1-1677 (558 amino acids)
Biological process (GO): regulation of gene expression
Cellular component (GO): nucleus; cytoplasm
Molecular function (GO): mRNA binding
Source: RefSeq, a predicted model, not a curated record